AUGGCUUCACACAAACAAUCCCGAGAUCUUCAGUUCUACAACAAGGCAGUAUCUGAAUUUAAAGGGAAAGAUGUGGAAUCCGUAAAACAAGACUUAGGAUGGGGACUCAAACAAGAAGCUCACAAGAAGAUCGAGUUCAUUACCUCUACAAGAGGAAGUUAUCAUGAGUUAACUGUGGUGUUCUAUUAUGCUGCGUAUUGCGAAAAUCUUGUUGCUAUUUUUGAUAUGGAGAGAACAAAUAGAAGUAUAAGUCCUCCUCUACCUCAAUACCUUAAACAAUCCUUUUAUUAUAUAAGGGGUGAUAAGGAACCUAAUAGAAUUGCAAACGAGGAUGGAACCCUUAAUAGAAAGCCCAAGCUUAGGAAAAAAUCAGAUGCGAACAACACCUCACUAUUAAGCACAUACAUGCUAGGAGAAGAACUUAGCGAGCAAGAGACUACAGCUAUUAAAGAAGCUAAAACAUCUAAAGCAUCUCUGCUUCCUCAAAAGGAGAGUACACAUGAUGAUACUGUUGUAGAUGAUGAAGAAGAAGCAGGCAUAUCUUCUGGCCUUACCAGAUGGUUAUCGCAGGACAUCAGUAUAAGAAGAAACUCUCUUAGAAGGUCGCCUGUUUGUGUAGAAAAAACGAAGGGAGAUAGAGGGGAAACCCCUACAAGGAAGUUAAAUGAAAAGGAAAAGGAGGCUAUAAUUAUGCAGGAUAGUGAGGAGAGUACGAACCUGCAGGAGAAGGUGGGAUCGGCUGGUAAACGGAAAAAGUCGGAAAUGGAUUCCCCUCCGGAAAGCGGAGACCGAGCAAAAAGGGAAAAGUCGGAUGAGGAGAUGAUGAUCAAGUCCAUGCUGAGAGUAAUGAAGACCGCGAAAAGGCUAAAAGAAAUGAUCGCCAAAACAACAAACACGAGAGGGGACAUUAGACAGGCAAGUAAAGAUCUGGACUACCACGUGGACAAACUAAGCGUUGAUCUGGAAGGUUGGCAGACAAAUAAAAGAGUGUCGCCUAGGAAACCGGUUGAGAGGAAAGAGAUAGGAACGCAGACAGAGGAGGAGUACAAGGACACAAGGGAAAUCGGGAUACAGGCAUGUACUGAAAUGGCGGGCUCCCAUCGACCGUCAUCAUGCGACCGCCUAGAUUCCCCAACGGUAGGGCAGGUUGGGGAUAUCGGUAAUGCUACUGCCUCAGGUCGUUCUUUAUCCGAAGAGGGUAGAAGAUAUUCGAGCUCAACACAGAGCGAACAGGAAUGGUUGAAACAGGAUAUUUCAAUAAGGAAAAGUUCUUUAAGGAGGACUCCGACAGACACGAAAAAAGGUGAUAAGGAGAGAGAAGAAUUCUUUACACCAGGAGGAAUUGAAGAAACCACUACCAUGAGCCAACCUAACACCGAGGAAGUAGGAUCCAAACAAAGAGGGACUACUGGAAAAAGGAAGAAGCUGGACAUGGAUUCAUCAACGGAAGAGGGGGAAACUCGGAAGAAAGAUAGGACUGAGGAUCAACAACUGGUGAAAUCGAUACACAAAGUGCUAAAAGCAGUAAAAAAGAAAGCCAGAAUUCUGGAAAAGGAGCUGAAACAAAAUUGCAACGCGACAGAAAUUACAACGAGAAGCAGCGGCAAGACCCUUUACCUUCUAGGAAUAGACCCAACUGUUGGCGAGGAAGAAAUAAAAGUAAACCUAGGGAAAACCCUUAACAUAGACAAGGAUAGCAUAGAUGUAAGAGCGAUUAGAAAAUCCAGAUACGAGAAUAACAUGGCGAUAGUAGUUAUGCCAGGUAAAGCAGCUAACGAACUUUUAAAGAUGGAGAAAGUUAAAUUAGGGUGGACAACCAGGGAAUCUGUUUCGGACGAAUUACCGACUCCUGGGACAAUGGAGGGAUUUACGGACGAGGAACCGUUCGUAUCAGCUAUCUACAAGCUGUCAGGCAACGCAUCGGCUUCGGAAUUAUUCUCAAGCGAUGAAGAUGCAAGGCCCGCUUUUAAAGGACAAAAGGGGAAAAGGGAAAGGGAGCAGAUGUCACCGAAGAAAGGGAAGAAAAAGAUUAAAGAAGAUAAAGGAACGAAGGUUUCGGAGGAUAAGGAAGGAAGCAAUAAACUAAACGAGUUUAAAAAAAUGUACGAAAAGAUAAUGACCGAAGCGAAGAUUCUUAGCGAUUUAAUACGUCAGCACGGGAAUUACACGAAGAUGGAAAUUAAGGAUCACGUCAAGGAGAUGAGAAGAUGGGCGGAGAAGGGAGAAAUGACACUUAUAGAGGUAGAACAAGAGAGGCACACGCGUAGGGAAGAAAAGCCGAGGAAGGAAGUUAAAACCUGCACAGUAGGAACACAAACUUACCUGUCGGGAAAUGAGGAAGAGGAAGAAAAGGAAAGUAAGGAAAUUAGUGAACAAGUAGACCGGGUUGUAGAGUAUCAAGACCUGGAGCCGCUGAUGAAUAGACACUGGCCACAGGCGACAUACAAAGCGAUAAAAGAAGUGGAGAAAACCCAAGACACCUAUAAGGACAACACCUUUGUAUACCUGUUCGACCAUAGAAGGGACAGGUCAGACGGGGAGGGACUAGAGUUGGAAACGGUAUUCCCAGGUUUUAAGGAAAUGAUAAAGACUAGUAAAGGUGACACGGAAGAGAUGGGCAACACUCAAACAAUCACAUCGAGGGCAGGAGCUAAAACAACGGUUAAGAAAGUAUACAUGCAGCCAGUCACUGGGGACUCUGUAGUGUGCGAGGAAACAUAUAAGAAACUGGAAGGGGUGUUGAAAGGUUGCAAGAGGAAUUGUAAUGAGAGAGGACAGCAGACAAUCAAAGACUAG
Phyllotreta striolata is the source of this 2796-nucleotide messenger RNA. NCBI's taxonomy places the organism in Eukaryota, Metazoa, Arthropoda, Insecta, Coleoptera, Chrysomelidae. The record is from the annotation of a GenBank genome assembly.